Messenger RNA from Polypterus senegalus (gray bichir), 2273 nucleotides. It is a transcript of the gene pdk1, whose product is annotated as pyruvate dehydrogenase kinase, isozyme 1. The transcript has 7 exons. The coding region runs from base 488 to 1240 and encodes 250 amino acids. The record is from RefSeq and is a predicted model, not a curated record. Gene Ontology annotation, cellular component: mitochondrion. Gene Ontology annotation, biological process: protein phosphorylation; regulation of glucose metabolic process. Gene Ontology annotation, molecular function: pyruvate dehydrogenase (acetyl-transferring) kinase activity. NCBI's taxonomy places the organism in Eukaryota, Metazoa, Chordata, Cladistia, Polypteriformes, Polypteridae.
AUUGGUUCCUAAUUCUGCGACAGUGCCGCUAUGACUUUAUCGAGACGCUGUUGAGGGUGAAGAGCCCUGCGGUCGUUUUUUUUUUUCUUUGACCCGACAUAACAAGGGCACAUUUAGUGCGCCGCAGGGUGGGAUACGCAAGUCCUGCGAGGCAGUUGCUUUCCAGCGCUUUUGGUUGAUGCGUUUCGUUUUCGGCGUCGCUGACGGUUGCCCUGGUGUCUUUGAGCGCGCUCCUCGGUUGUCGUGUGCAGUAGAAGGCGCGCGCAGGGCUACGCGACGCGCCUGCCCGAGGAUGCCGAAGGUCUAGCGAGGCUGACGAAUGCCAGACUUGUCUGGACACAGGGACCCCCGGGCCCCUCACAGGCGUUGAGACGCCAGGUUUUCACGGCCUUCGCAUUACACCAUGGGAGCGACAUCGCACUAAAGAAGCACCUUGAACAGUCGAGGCUCCCUCGAAGCACAAAGUCCACACGAAUUUUGAGCCAAAAUGAGAAUUUUAACCAUCUUGUUGAAAAAUUGCACCUUGGGAAAGCAAGUGGAUUACUAUUCACGGUUUUCACCUUCGCCACUCUCGAUAAAACAGUUUUUGGAUUUUGGAUCCGAGAAUGCUUGUGAAAGGACAUCUUUCAUGUUUCUCAGACAAGAGCUUCCUGUCAGACUGGCAAACAUCAUGAAGGAAAUCAAUUUGCUUCCGGAUAACCUGCUAAAGACUCCAUCGGUCAGACUGGUUCAGAGCUGGUACAUGCAAAGCCUGCAAGAAAUCCUUGAUUUUAAAGAUAAAAGUGGAGAAGAUGAAAAAGUAAUCUAUGAUGAACUGCUGAUACAAUUUCCAUGCUUUCUCACGGAUGAUGUUACCGACCAAGGGGAUGUUGUUCUUCCUGCAGUCGUGGUUGAUAUGGAACUCGAGCAGCCUCCACAGCAAGCCCAUAAUCACAGUUACAAUAACACUGGCACAGUCGACAUGUCAAAUUUAAGGUGGUGCCAUGCUGGUUUUGGUUAUGGCUUACCCAUCUCUCGGUUAUAUGCAAGAUAUUUCCAAGGGGACCUCAAGCUGUACUCUUUGGAGGGCUACGGCACCGAUGCUGUCAUUUAUAUAAAGGCUUUGUCAACUGAAUCAAUAGAACGGCUCCCUGUCUACAAUAAAUCAGCUUGGAGACAUUACAAGACGAGCCACGAAGCAGAUGACUGGUGUAUUCCUAGUAAAGAGCCGAAGGACAUGACCACCUUCCGGAGUUUCUAACGUGGAAGUCCUUAACUCAGAGUGAUCACCAACACCAAAUGGUGGUUUGAAAAGCUGGAUGCGAGAUUCGUGAGAUAACUGAAUUGUUCAUUUACAUCACAAGAAUAUUCUGUUUUCACCAUCCAUACCAGCUAGGACGUUAGCCUGGGACUUAGCAAACUGAAGCUCUCGGCUUGUGUGGUAACACAACUUGUUGGUGGGAGCGAUGCAAUAUCUACUGCAGCAUUUCAGGAAGUGGAAUAUGAACAGCGCUAGAUGGCCUCUUCUGUGGACGAGCAUUGCUUUGGAAGUCCCACGCUCCACGUAUUUAUUAAAUACCUCACGUGCUUGAGCAUACCCUCUCACAAGUUGUAUUCAAAUGCAGAUCACUGAAGUUCCUGAUAUUCCCAAAUUAAUUGGCAGACAAUUUUUCCAAAAGUAGACAAAAGGACUGCAGAACUCAAAUGGGAGGCGGUAAGUCAAGAUUGAAUUCAAAGUGCCAAACUACUUUGGACAGUGGAACGUCUUUUAAAUUCAGUAAUCGCUCACCACACGCACAUCCAACCCAGUCCACCACUGACGGAUUAGCAGGAGGAAGCACAUUAAGCACACAAAUCAGUGGCCGCUCCGUGGCCACGUAGGCUUUCGCUGUACUCCCAACUAGAUGUGUUUUACUGUGGUGUUGUCGUCAUUAUGCUGUGCUUCAAAAUACUCAAUAAUGUUGACGCUUUAAAUCAGGUCCUGGUUUGCAAACCUAUUUUUUUUUUCCACUUUAUUUUUUUUAAUCCUGCUAAAGCAGGAUGUGCCCCCCUCACCCGCAAAAAUAAAUUCUGUAAUUCCAUCUACAGAUUUUGCUAAAACCACUUAAUCCAGUUUUGGGGUGCAGGGGGGCUGACCAAUGUGAACAAAUGGAUGAUCUCACUGCCUUUUUUUCCUUUUUAAGUAUUACUGGAUGAUAUUCAUUAGUUGGACACUAAUUUGAAAAUAGAACUUUUCUGUAUUCUUCAUGUGUUUAAUGAAAUGUUUACCAAUAAAUAUUUUGUUCUGUUGCUGA